Molecule: messenger RNA, 2691 nt
Organism: Anguilla anguilla (European eel)
Lineage: Eukaryota; Metazoa; Chordata; Actinopteri; Anguilliformes; Anguillidae
Product: protein Wnt-11-like
Exons: 6
Coding region: 1291-2355 (354 amino acids)
Biological process (GO): cell fate commitment; neuron differentiation; canonical Wnt signaling pathway
Cellular component (GO): extracellular region
Molecular function (GO): frizzled binding; cytokine activity
Source: RefSeq, a predicted model, not a curated record
UUUGAACAUCAGGGUUUUCUUUAUUUUUGUAUCAGUAAUAAGUAUACAUAGACAUCUUGCACCGUGGUCAUUUCAAUAUUUAGCCGAACCUGGAUGAUUUAUCGUAGGCUAGUUUGCAGAAGUGUUUUUUUUUUUUUUUUUUUCUUUCUCGACAAAAGUGUUCGCUUUAGCACCAUUUCACCGUGGAAACUACAGUAGCCUAAUGUUUUUAUAAAAAUAAUAGAACACUCACAAAUCCCUAUUUAAAUUGAUGUUGGGCAGGAUAAAGCACACGGUUCUGAUUAAAUAUCCUUAUCACAUAGGCCUACUUGUUUUUGCUUUUUUUGCUACAUUCUGCGAAUUUACGGAUAUUUCGGAUUGAUUUCAUGGGAGCAAGAAAGCCAUGACAAUAAAAUCAUUUGGCCAAGUGGUACAAAGGACACCGUGGCUUUUUAUUAUUAGACCACACUGUAAUAAUUAAACCCCGUGUAGAGUAGGCCUACGUCGACAGACAACGGAUUAGAAUUUGUACGUCAAAUAAUAAUUGUAUUGAUAAUUAUAGCCUAUAUUUAAGGAAUGCAAUUAUAUCACUUACCACAUUAAUGUCCGUAAACCCAAUGACACGACACCUAAACAAAUUUCAUUUUCUGGAUAAAUCGGGUGAAUAAUUUCUACCUUGGUUCAAUGUUGAACAUGAAUGAUAUGCAAGGAGAAACCUUGACAUUCAUUUUUAAAUUCAAAAUUAUUUUGCACGCUUAAAUAGCAAUAAAUAGCAGAGCAGCCAAAUAAUCAUCCUUGUAUGUUGAAUAUGUCUGUUAUUUUUAUAGAACUAGUCAUAGGUAUUUUGUUGCUGUUGUAUUAUCAAAUAUUAAAUACACGCUCAUAUCCGGUUAGCGUUGUUAUGCUAAUUAUGUCUGACAUCACUGAGAUCAAAGCAGCGUAGAGAAUAUAAACAGCUAGGGGCUUCAGCGAUUGCCAGAGUUCACAUUCCGGGGUGGGGAGCAUAGUAGCCAAAAAAAAGGGAAACCUGCUCACUUGCUUAAGUCAGUAGUUUGCCCUGCAUCGUUUAAGAUGCUUUAUCGGCUUUUCAGCGGCCAUUCCAUGAAUAUUGCGGAAUUACACAGGUUUUAUGGCAGAUCUUGAAUAAAGAAAAAUAUUGUCUGGAAUAUUACUGCAAUACUGGCAAAACAUUAUAUAAAGGAAGUGAAAAACGGACAAGAGGUCAGUAUUGCGGUUCCUGUUUUCUGAUUGUGCCUCAGAGGAGUCGUAACAGCAGCACUGUCUCUCUGUGCCUUGAGUGGGACCACCGCCAUGAAAAGGGCUCUCCACCCCCUGCCCGUCUGUCUGCCCGCAGUCCUGCUGCUGUCCCAGAUCUGCUCAGGAAUCAAAUGGCUGGCCCUGUCGCAGACGCCGGCCUCCAUGCCCAUUAACCGGACGCAUCACUGCAAGGGUCUUCAGGGCCUGGUGUCUGCGCAGGUGCAGCUGUGCCGCAGCAACCUGGAGCUGAUGCAGACCGUCAUCCAGGCCGCCCGCGAGGUCCAGAAGACCUGCCAGAAGACCUUCGGCGACAUGCGCUGGAACUGCUCCUCCAUCGAGAACGCACCGCACUUUCCCCCAGACCUGGAGCGAGGCACGAGGGAGGCGGCGUUUGUUUACGCCCUGGCCGCGGCCACCAUCAGCCACACCAUCGCCCGGGCCUGCACCACCGGGGACCUGCGGUACUGCUCCUGCGGGCCCGUCCCGGGCCAGGCCCCCGAGCCGGGCCACCGCUGGGGGGGCUGCGCAGACAACCUGCACUACGGCCUGGUCGUGGGCACCAAGUUCGCCGACGCGCCCAUGAAGACGAAGAAGUCCCGCUCCCAGGCUAACAAGCUCAUGCACCUGCACAACAGUGAGGUGGGCAGACAGGCCCUGCGUGAUGCCUUGGAGCUGAAGUGUAAGUGUCAUGGCGUCUCCGGCUCCUGCUCCAUCAGGACCUGCUGGAAGGGCCUUCAGGAUCUGAAGAACAUCGCCAUGGACCUGAAAAUCAAAUACCUGUCCGCCACCAAGGUGGUGCACCGGCCCAUGGGGACCAGGAAGCAGCUCGUUCCCAAGGACCUCGACAUCCGGCCCGUACGGGAGAACGAGAUGGUGUACCUGCAGAGUUCACCCGACUUCUGCUCCAGGAGCGAAAAGCAGGGCUCCUUCGGCACUCAGGGCAGGCAGUGCAACAAGACCUCCAGCGGGAGUGACAGCUGUGACCUGAUGUGCUGCGGCCGGGGCUACAACCCGUACGUAGAGACGCUGGUGGAGAAGUGCCACUGCAAGUACCACUGGUGCUGCUACGUCACGUGCAAGAGGUGCGAGAGGACGGUGGAGAGAUACAUCUGCAAGUGACAUCCUCCUAAACCUGCAUCUUAAACCUCCCCUCACGGGCCGCACGUAAUAACCAAAGCGCUACGUAUCGAGAAAGCUUGCUGCUGUCCUAAGCUUCAGCCUUUUACCCCACUUUUAAUUUGAACUGGAGCAGUUCUUUUAAAACAGAUAUUUUGGGGUUUUAUUUUAUCAAAAAAGCAGACUUGUUUUGUCUACAAGUGUUUGAAAUGGGUGUUGUGUCAACACCUGCCUUUUACAUGAAGGCCACUGCCAUUUAAGGAUUUUCAACAAACGUGUAUAAACUUUUUGCUAUAUAUUUUUUAAACACCGAUAAUAAUAAAUGAAAACUAUUUUCUU